CGAUCCACGCGCGCCUGAUCCUCUUUAGUCGACUCUUACGGUAAACACAUCUUGUCUCUACCCUCGAGCUGAGCGUGAAGUACAUCACUGUGGAUUGUCAAGACACGACAACGCGCACAACCUGAUGACGGCGUGGCGACUGUACCCGGGUCUCCCCUUCCUCACCCUGCUGGUGGUGGCAGCCCUUGCACACCCCGACACCGGCUACAGCUGCAACCCUCCAGAGACGUUCGAGGAGAAGUUGGACCGCAUGGUGGAGUACGACGACAGUGAUGGAGACGGUGUUGUUUCUGCUAAAGACAUCGACAGGAGCCUCAUAUUGUAUGACAAUAACCUGGAUGGUGUUGUGUCGCCGUACGAGUUCGUGAAGGAGUGGACGUGUCGCUAUGGCGACCAACCGGACGUUGCUCACAGGAUCUUCAACCAGCUGACGCAGGGCUUCAGCCUGCUUUUGUUUGAGCCGUCCCGGAACAGUGCCAACCAAACAGUUGCAGAAUUCCGCGAAAGUCUAUACUCGUUUUACACAGAGAAAGAGAUCCGCGGGACAUGAGUGUGGUAGCAGUGAGACAAUUCAUUGAGGAGCGUCUACACUGCCUGCGAUACGAUCGACAAAUAACAAAAAAAUGUUUUAACAAGAGAUCUAAUGAUGUUGUGCACCAGAUUAUGAACAAAACACAACGAUGGAGACAUUAGCUGGCCUAACUUCGACUUUACGUUAACAACUGUUUUGAAAUUAUUUUUAGAUAAAACAUUUCUUUGGUGUUUUCCAAUCUUUGAGAUAACAAUGAGUGUCUUCAGGCGGACAGAGCCACACUUCGCUCCGAUUACACGUUGAAACUAAUUCUAGAUUACCCAGUGUAUUUUAUUUCCAUUCUAUCAGGAGUUAUACCCUGGGUCAAGACCAUCACAUCGCUUCUUUUUAGCCCAAUUCGAUUGACAUGGUGCUAUUAAGAGCCGCCCAACCAAAUUACAUGUGCAUAAAAAAACAGAUGUGCUAGAUUCACUGGAUAAUUGUGCUCAUAAAGUGUUAGAGGUGGGCAAGUCUCAAAUCACAUGGCGGUCGGAGCAAGUUUGAACCAUACAGGCAUCCCUUUACGUGUCCGCGCAAGUUCUAUGAUCGAAAUCAAUGUGAUAACCCGAUUUUUCUGAAGAAAAAACCAUAUCAGAACUUUAUUUUAUCGCAACGCUAAUCUACUCUCCUCCAUGUAUACACAUGUUCGUCAUGUUCCCUUCGGAUAUUAUAUGGGAAGAAAUAAUCAGUAAUUUGAGUUUUGUUCAAUAAAAAACAACAUCUAUUA
This is a messenger RNA of Haliotis rufescens (red abalone), 1298 nucleotides long. RefSeq lists its product as uncharacterized. Gene Ontology annotation, molecular function: calcium ion binding. The record is from RefSeq and is a predicted model, not a curated record. The coding region runs from base 125 to 550 and encodes 141 amino acids. The transcript is spliced from 6 exons. NCBI's taxonomy places the organism in Eukaryota, Metazoa, Mollusca, Gastropoda, Lepetellida, Haliotidae.